AUGGCUGUUUCUCAGGAAACGGCGGCUCCCAUCGCCCUCCCUGAAAAGGCGGCGUACGCACCGCUCUCCGACAAUAUGACGUCGGGCAACCUCACUCCCGUCGCCUCGACUCCCGAGAAGAGCUUGGAGAUGCCCCGCGAAAGCAACCUUUCUACCCCGCGGUCCUACCGCAACGAGAACCCCUUCGACACGGAUAUCGAGGCCAUGAUCACUACGACAUCCUCCUCUGACCCUUACGCCAUGAAGAGCAUCACAACCACAAAGGACUGCCCAACGAUAUGGCCGGGUAAGCAGGAUUGGAAGGCUAAGGCCAAGGCUGCAAAGAGGGACCGUGGCUCCUGCGCCUGCAUGGCUCGCAUGAGCAAGAAGAACCGCAUCAUCAUGAAGGUUGCCAUCGGCCUUCUCAUUAUUGGUGCCGGCGUCGGUGUCGGAUUCGGCGUCAGCAAGCCCUUGGGCGCACCCAUCUGGGGCGACAACGACAAGAACCAUUGA
Molecule: messenger RNA, 492 nt
Organism: Colletotrichum higginsianum IMI 349063
Lineage: Eukaryota; Fungi; Ascomycota; Sordariomycetes; Glomerellales; Glomerellaceae
Exons: 1
Coding region: 1-492 (163 amino acids)
Source: RefSeq, a predicted model, not a curated record